AUGGACGUGGACGUGGACGUGGACGUGGACAUGGACGUGGACGUGGACGUGGACGUGGACAUGGACGUGGACGUGGACGUGGACGUGGACGUGGACGUGGACAUGGACGUGGACGUGGACGUGGACAUGGACGUGGACGUGGACGUGGACGUGGACGUGGACGUGGACGUGGACAUGGACGUGGACGUGGACGUGGACGUGGACAUGGACGUGGACGUGGACGUGGACGUGGACGUGGACGUGGACGUGGAGGUGGACAUGGACGUGGACGUGGACGUGGACGUGGACGUGGACGUGGACGUGGACGUGGACAUGGACGUGGACGUGGACGUGGACAUGGACGUGGACGUGGACGUGGACGUGGACGUGGACGUGGACGUGGACGUGGACGUGGACGUGGACGUGGACGUGGACGUGGACGUGGACGUGGACGUGGACGUGGACGUGGACGUGGACACGGACGUGGACGUGGACAUGGACGUGGACGUGGACGUGGACGUGGACGUGGACAUGGACGUGGACGUGACGUGGACGUGGACGUGGACGUGGACGGGACGUGGACGUGGACGUGGACGUGGACGUGGACGUGACAUGGACGUGGACUGGACGUGGACGUGGACGUGGACGUGGACGUGGACGGACGUGGACGUGGACGUGGACGUGGACGUGGACGUGGACGGACGUGGACGUGGACGUGGACGUGGUGGACGUGGACGUGGACGUGGACGUGGACGUGGACGUGGACGUGGACGUGGACGUGGACGUGGACGUGGACGUGGACGUGGACGUGGACGUGGACGUGACGUGGACUGGGACGUGGACGUGGACAUGGACGUGGACGUGGACGUGGACGUGGACAUGGACGUGGACGUGGACAUGGACGUGGACGUGGACGUGGACGUGGACAUGGACGUGGACGUGGACGUGGACGUGGACGUGGACAGUGGACUGGUGGACGUGGACGUGGACGUGGACAUGGACGUGGACGUGGACGUGGACGUGGACAUGGACGUGGACGUGGACGUGGACGUGGACGUGGACGUGGACGUGGACGUGGACGUGGACGUGGACAUGGACGUGGACGUGGACGUGGACGUGGACGUGGACGUGGACGUGGACGUGGACGUGGACGUGGACGUGGACGUGGACAUGGACGUGGACGUGGACGUGGACGUGGACGUGGACAUGGACGUGGACGUGGACGUGGACAUGGACGUGGACGUGGACGUGGACAUGGACGUGGACAUGGACGUGGACGUGGACGUGGACGUGGACAUGAACGUGGACGUGGACGUGGACGUGGACGUGGACGUGGACGUGGACGUGGACGUGGACGUGGACGUGGACGUGGACGUGGACGUGACGUGGACUUGGACGUGGACAUGGACGUGGACGUGGACGUGGACGUGGACGUGGACGUGGACGUGGACGUGGACGUGGACGUGGACGUGGACGUGGACGUGGACAUGGACGUGGACGUGGACGUGGACGUGGACGUGGACGUGGACGUGGACGUGGACGUGGACGUGGACAUGGACGUGGACGUGGACGUGGACGUGGACGUGGACGUGGACGUGGACGUGGACGUGGACGUGGACGUGGACAUGGACGUGGACGUGGAACGUGGACGUGGACGUGGACGUGGACGUGGACGUGGACGUGGACGUGGACGUGGACGUGGACAUGGACGUGGACGUGGACGUGGACGUGGACGUGGACGUGGACGUGGACGUGGACGUGGACGUGGACGUGGACGUGGACGUGGACGUGGACGUGGACGUGGACGUGGACAUGGACGUGGACGUGGACGUGGACGUGGACCAUGGACGUGGACGUGGACGUGGACAUGGACGUGGACGUGGUGAGGUGGACGUGGACGUGGACGUGGACGUGGACGUGGACGUGGACGUGGACGUGGACGUGGACGUGGACGUGGACGUGGACGUGGACGUGGACGUGGACGUGGACGUGGACGUGGACAUGGACGUGGACGUGGACGUGGACAUGGACGUGGACGUGGACGUGGACGUGGACGUGGACGUGGACGUGGACAUGGACGUGGACGUGGACGUGGACGUGGACGUGGACAUGGACGUGGACGUGGACGUGGACAUGGACGUGGACGUGGACGUGGACGUGGACCUGGACGUGGACGUGGACGUGGACGUGGACGUGGACGUGGACAUGGACGUGGACGUGGACGUGGACGUGGACGUGGACGUGGACGUGGACAUGGACGUGGACAUGGACGUGGACGUGGACGUGGACGUGGACUGGACGUGGACGUGGACGUGGACGUGGACGUGGACGUGGACGUGGACUUGUGGACGUGGACGUGGACGUGGACAUGGACGUGGACGUGGACGUGGACGUGGACGUGGACGUGGAGUGGACGUGGACGUGACGUGGACGUGGACGUGGACGUGGACGUGGACGUGGACGUGGACGUGGACGUGGACGUGGACGUGGACAUGGACGUGGACGUGGACGUGGACAUGGACGUGGACGUGGACGUGGACAUGGACGUGGACGUGGACGUGGACGUGGACGUGGACAUGGACGUGGACGUGGACGUGGACAUGGACGGACGUGGACGUGGACGUGGACGUGGACGUGGAAACGUGGACGACGUGGGACGUGGAACGUGUGACGUGGACAUGGACGUGGGACGUGGACGUGGACACGUGGAGGACGUGGACGUGA
Molecule: messenger RNA, 2703 nt
Organism: Closterium sp. NIES-65
Lineage: Eukaryota; Viridiplantae; Streptophyta; Zygnematophyceae; Desmidiales; Closteriaceae
Source: the annotation of a GenBank genome assembly